AUAAUUGUGAUUGUCUUUUUCACCUGCACUCACCUAUAUUUCCAAGUUUACAAGCUUGUCUUGAAACGAGUUAAUACCAAAGGUUUCUCAUUAUUUCACGAACAAUUUAGUACGGCUAACGCGUUUCUCUUGAACCAAAGAAUCAUACAAAUGUGCAUUAGUGCUCGGAGGUGAACGACGGCUAAAUUCAAGAUUGAAGUUUUGACACGCAUACCUACACAUUAAGCCCAACAUCAUAAACUGCUAUUUGGAGCAUGAAGACCGGCAUUUUAAAGGAUGGCCGCCCCUCGCAGCCGUACGCCGUGGCCGACCCCGACCUCUCCACGCCGUCGGAGGGCGCGUCGGACGGCGUCGGCGGCGACGGCGGCGGCCGCGGCAGCUGGGGCAGCCAGAUCGAGUUCAUCCUGUCCUGUCUGUCGUACGCGGUCGGCCUCGGUAACAUCUGGAGGUUCCCCUAUCUGUGUUACCAGAACGGAGGAGGUAUUUGUCGCGACGACAGCGAGGCACAGGCGCCUUCCUGAUCCCGUACGCCAUCAUGCUGAUCUUCACGGGCAUCCCGCUGUUCUUCUUCGAGCUGUCUCUGGGCCAGUACACCAGCCUGGGACCGGUGGCCGUCUGGAGCGUGUGCCCGCUGUUCCAAGGCAUCGGAUACGCCAUGUUCUUCAUCUCGCUGUUCAUCGGCAUUUACUACAACAUGAUCCUGGCGUGGACCAUCUUCUACCUGGCGUCCAGCUUCACUGACAGCCUGCCGUGGAACAGCUGCGACAACUGGUGGAACACCGAAGCGUGUCGUCGGUUCGACGCCAAGAACUGCACGCUGCUGAACGGACUGCUGAACGCCACGGGCGCCUGCAUCUUCCGCGAUCAGGUGGACAACACCACGUGGGCGGCGCUGAACGCCACCGCCUCCAGCCGACGCAUGCCCGCCGACGAGUUCUUCCAUAACUUCAUGCUGGACAUCACCGAGGGCAUCCACGACACGGGGGAGAUGAAGUGGAAGCUGGUGCUCUGUCUGAUGGCCGCCUGGGUCCUCGUCUUCCUGGCGCUGCUCAAAGGAGUCCAGAGCUUCGGAAAGGCGGUGUACUUUACGGCCACGUUCCCGUACCUGAUCCUGGUGUGUCUGCUGGUUCGUGCCGCCACACUGCCCGGCUACAUGGACGGCAUAUCGUUCUACCUGACGCCGCGCUGGGACAAACUGGCCAACGCCAAGGUUUGGGCGGACGCAGCCGUGCAGAUUUUCUUCUCGCUCUCGCCGUGCUGGGGAGGUCUGAUCACACUGGCCUCCUACAACAACUUCCACAACAACCACUUCAGAGAUGCUAUUUUCGUGGCCUGUGGCAACUGCUUCACCAGCUUCUUCGCCGGGUUCGUCAUCUUCGGCAUCGUCGGCUUCAUGGCGCACGAGCUGGGCGUCAAAGUCGAGGACGUGGCCGCACAGGGUCCCGGUCUGGCGUUUAUCGCCUACCCGGAGGCGGUGUCUCGGCUGCCCAUCUCGCCGCUCUGGUCCAUCCUCUUCUUCUUCAUGCUGCUGACGCUGGGCAUGGGAACUCAGUUCACCAUCCUGGAGACGAUCGUCACCACCGUCACCGACCUGAACCCGCACCGGCUGCGGAAACACCACACGCUGGUGCUGCUCGGCUGCUGCGCCUUCAUGUUUAUCUGCGGUCUGCCCAUGUGCGGCAGCGGAGGACUCUACGUACUGACGCUGAUGGACAACUACGCGGGCACCUUCUCGGCGCUGAUCGUGGGCAUGACGGAGAUCCUGGUGGUGGCGUACGUGUACGGCGUGGAGCGUUUCUUGGACGAUAUCAAAGUCAUGCUGGGCUUCUACCCGUUCCACUACGUGUGGUGGAAGUGGUCCUGGAGGGUCAUCACGCCGGCUCUGGUCACGGGUAUUCUGGUGUUCACCUGGAUCGACUACACGCCUCUGAAGUACGGCGACUACGACUUCCCGCUGUGGGCCAACCUGCUCGGCUGGCUCAUCUCCUUCACCUCCGUGGCCAUGAUCCCGCUGCUGGCCGUCAUCAAGGUGUACAGGAUGGACGGCGACCUCACCGUCAGGGAGCGGAUACGGAUCCUGUGUCAGCCGGACGCCACCUGGGGCCCGGCGCUCGACACCCAUCGGAUGGAGGCCAAACUGUCCAAACGGGCCACCAAACACCGCAACAGACGCGUCAACGACGAGGACGAUCCGACGGAGCAGGAGGGUCUGCAGAUGACCCUGCCGUCGAUCCGGGAGGACCGUGAGGACAAAUAGGACGAGGCUCGGUCGCGGGCCGGACCGGCCGGACCCGUCAGAUAGCCCCGGCCGCCGGACUCGGCAGUCGCCGGUCCGCCGCUCCUCGGACCGCAGUGCUGAGCCGCGCCCGUCACAUGCAGAAGAGACAGUGAGCCGUACCAGCUAGGGUAGGUGCCCGGUUAGAGCGGCGGAGAGCAGCCUGCAACUGCUGCCGGGAAACGGACCGUCGUCGGUACCGGGCCGGCCUCAGUCGACCGCCGACAGCGCUGCCUGUGAAAAACCAAAGCGUUUGUGUUUCGUUUUCGCCGUAGUGUGCUGGGCGACUCGGUGUGUCUACAACUGUGGAGCUGUCUGAGGCGGCUGGCUCUCUGUGAUGCGAGCUGCAGGGAAUUACUGGAGGCCUUCUUUUCGCCAGGGCAGAGCGGAACACUAUUUUCUCACGGGCUGCAUGAGAUUAGAGUGGCAGAGUUACUGCAAUCCUUCUGAGCUCGAAUCAGCCCUCUGAGCUGUGGCUUGUCGUAGCCCUUUGUGAGAUAUAGCUACCCAGCCCCUGUGAGCUGGUGACUCGUCCCAGCCCUUUGUGAGCUGUGGCUCGUCCCAGCCCUCUGGAGGCCGUGGAUCGUUACAACUCCCACUGGAGGCUGACGACGCCGCAGGCUCUCUGCAAACGGAUGAGCGCAGCUGCUGCGACCGCUCGUGGCUGACGGUCUCCUCAGUCACCCGCGGUGUGCCGUGGUAUGCCACCGAGCGACUGCUUUGGGUACCGACGCUCCACGGAGGGGCUGAGGUUUUGUUCAGUGGUGUGCCAACAUCCGGUCCGUAAGAAGUACCGCAGGGAGCGGAGGCGACAACUAUAACCCCGCUCAAAGUGGCGACUCCUGGCGGUUUCGACGCGGAGAGAGCUGACUCGGUUUUUCGCCGAAUGGGCGGUGUUGUUGGUGCGUGCUGCUUGUUGCUGCAUUUUGUCACGUAGGACCGGAGCUGUGCUACCUACUCAUCGCGACCCGCGGGCUUCACUUGUACUUUUAGUCAGCUAAAUGUCAUAGAGAUGUUGAUCUAGUCGGCACUGGGGAGAAAACAAGCACAGGGGAUAUUGCAUUACCGUGCCUCGGAAAUGGCGAGCUUCAAACACAAUGCAGGUUUAAUUAACUGCGAUGUUCCAUGGAGCUGCUUAACCUUUCACUAGACUUUUUAGUCCUAAUUUGCAUGCGAGGUGCAUCCUAGAUUAGGCUAAGACAAAAUGUCAUUCACAUAGUCGAUUGUGCUAUUGAUGUUGGACAGUACCUAUAAGCGGCGUGAUAGCCACAAAGUGCUGUGUAACUAACACAUGUGUAUUGUGAUCGCUGAGAGAUGUCCGAGUGCCCGAGACGGUGCCCCGAGGACAGUAUCGCUCCGUUGGUGUUAUCUGUGCGUGUAUUGACGGUUUUGGUGUCCAGCCGGCUCCUUGUGAUGGCGUGUGAUACGUGCCAUUACGGUGAACCAAAGCGUAGCAGCGAGAUGUUUUCGAAUCUAAGACUGACCGAGGCAGGUAGUAAGGCAGGUGUCGGGACGGUGCGUUGCUCGAGUCGUGUUUGUGUGAGCGCAUCUGUGAGUGGGAGUGUGUUUGUGUGAAUGGGGGACACUUCCGACGCUUCGCCAGCUAAGACGGGGACGAUUUGUUUUGUAGUCUCCUGACAUCACCGUUAGUCAUGUUCAAAUAUUCGUUUCCUCAUUGGCAGAAACAAUCUGAAGCAUAACCGACGUAGUAAAACGACUAAGCCUCGCAGAAUAAACAACAAAGAAUAGCUGCUGUAUACAAAACAGAUUCCUAACCUGAUAUUGCAAUACGUGGCACAUAAUUUACCUGUCCGGAGAACAUGUGACUUUGUGUCGUGUUUGGAUUCUUUGCUGCCUGUACCUACUCGGACCGUUUGACUUUACUGUGCGGCCGGUAUGUGCCGAGCUGGCCCGGGCAGUCAGCCCUGACUGGGAUGGACGCGUGUCAUCAGGCCUCACCCAAAGCCGCGGCGGCCACUGGUCACACAUGCUGGAACGUUUGGAUUGGAUGACUGAAAUACACAUAAAAAUGGGGACUG
Molecule: messenger RNA, 4314 nt
Organism: Amphibalanus amphitrite
Lineage: Eukaryota; Metazoa; Arthropoda; Thecostraca; Balanomorpha; Balanidae
Product: sodium- and chloride-dependent glycine transporter 1-like
Exons: 16
Coding region: 536-2257 (573 amino acids)
Biological process (GO): sodium ion transmembrane transport
Cellular component (GO): membrane
Source: RefSeq, a predicted model, not a curated record